Messenger RNA from Pangasianodon hypophthalmus (striped catfish), 11634 nucleotides. RefSeq names its product synaptotagmin VIIa (gene syt7a). Gene Ontology annotation, cellular component: membrane; synapse; synaptic vesicle. Gene Ontology annotation, biological process: regulation of dopamine secretion; vesicle fusion; calcium-ion regulated exocytosis. The transcript is spliced from 11 exons. The record is from RefSeq and is a predicted model, not a curated record. Gene Ontology annotation, molecular function: calcium ion binding; calcium-dependent phospholipid binding; phosphatidylserine binding. NCBI's taxonomy places the organism in Eukaryota, Metazoa, Chordata, Actinopteri, Siluriformes, Pangasiidae. Bases 4422 to 5990 code for a protein of 522 amino acids.
GUGCUGUUUGGCUGGUGGCUCUGUGCGGCGUCUGUGGUUGGUGUCAACGCAAGCUGGGAAAGAGAAAUAAACCGGGCGUCGAGGCAGUGGGCACUCCAGACUCUGCACGAGGCCGUGGAGAGAAGAAAGCCAUCAAUGAUCUAGACAGAGACUUUUGGAAUAACAAUGACAGCAAUUCAGAGCAGCAGCGGUGGAGCUCCUACCCGCCCAAGGAGUUUGUACUAAACAUUUCUCCCUAUGCCCCUUAUGGAGACCCUCGCCUCACGCUCAAGUGAGUCUCUGUCCAGGCUGGUAAGAGACCCAACCCUUACCCAACAGACCCCACCCUAACUACCCAACCUUUUAUAACCCCUGCCACCAGGCAAGGCUGUAGAGUGCAGAUGAGGAGGCAAACUUGACUCUUUGACGCAUGAUCUUUAUUUAAAUUAACAAAGAAUAGGAAAAAAAAAAGAUACAACCUACUUUACAUGUCUUUAUUUGGGUUAUUGUAUGAAAUCUGAAAUAAUUCCAUUGCAUAGCUCACCAUUUCAUUUCAUAUAUGGUAUUUUACAUGUUAAAUGCUAAGGAAAGGCAACAGUUUUCCAAAAGGCUAUGACCCCUUUUACAGCUGGCAAUCUGUAUGCACAGUCUGGUUGUUGUUUUUUUUUUUUUUUUUUUUUCGGAUGAGCUGUAAAUGCACAUACAGGAUGCGAUGGAGCAGCCUGAGCACCUCGUGCUGUGUUUAGAUUUCAGUUUGGUGUAAAUGCAGUCCAGCCAAAUGAAGUACUUUUACUGAGGAAGAGGUCUCACCUGGGGAACUGACGAUGUUGAUGUGCCCUUGGUGAGUACUUGUUUGCAUAAUGCCACGGAAAAGGUGAAAUCCGCCCUCACCAAUGUGCAUGCGUUUAAAAGCAACAUGUAAAUGCAUCUACUGCGACCCAGAUAGCACACUCACAUCUAGCCAACGUCGGCACAAUGUGCGCAAAUCAUGUCUCAACGCAGCUUGUUUGCUAAUUGGGAAGACGUCGGCACAACAGUGCUUUGGUUCUCUGUCAAUACAUGCACUUAAUCUUCUUCUUUUCAUACUUUUAGAGGAAUAUUUACUCGGUUUGUGCUCAGUCAUGUGCUACACAGUUAAAAGAUACUCCAGAAAUAGGUUAUGCCAAUUAAUCACUGGAGGCAAGUUCUGUGAAGGGAGCUGAAUCUGCUUAUUACAUGGUGAUGAUUUAUUUAAUCUGCUAACUCUCUUCCAGAAGUGGUGCUGUCUUACAACACUGCCGGGUUUAAAUCACACAUUAUACUCAAGGGUGACUUAAAAAAAGCAGAAGAUAAAAAAAAAUGAUGAUGUGCAGACGUUUUCUCAGUUAGCAAACAAAGUCGUUGUGAUGUCAUUGACGUGUGCUAUCUAGGGAUAUGCUUCUUGUCUGGAAAAUUGCCUGCAUAUACAUUUUGCAUCUUUGCCACAUGUAAACGGGGCCAAUAUUAUGCCUUAUUGAAAAGAAAUGAAUUUUGCUUCAUUAAAAUUCUUAUUCAAUUAACUCUAGAGUUAGUGACACAUUUGUAAUGCACGCCGUGUGAAGAGCGAAUGAAUGCUGCGCUGCAUUCUGCAUGAUCAGCGGAACUCUACUCGCUUGUUUUAGCUCAGAACUCUGAUCGUCAUGCUUGUUUUGACCUCACACAUAUUCUAACUUUUGACUUAAUGCCACAUCGUUCAGACUCCUCUCCAUCCGCCAGCUUAGAACACAGCUCUGUAAUUCAGUGCGGUUCAGUGACCUCGUAAAGCUUGCAGGUUAGUGCUGCAUCAUCUUAAUCUUGCUCAGACGAUGACAGGAGAGGAGUUGUUUGUAACUGCCCCAUGCUCCCUACAGCCCUGCCAUGCUUCCCUGGCCCGUAAACUCUAGCCUCCGUCCCUCUCCCCCCAUGGGGUGUUACCAUGGAGACGGACAACCCUCUAAUGUAUGAGUUUAUAUCGACAGAACUACUCUAGUAGCACGCUGUCUGUUUAUUUCUGUUGUGCUUUCCCUUCCCUUCCCUUCCCUUGAUCCAUCCCGCUGAGGGUUGACCGUUGCAGUGAAGUCAUGAUGUGGUAAUAGUGUGUCACGGCUCCUCCUCUCCUGCUCUGGCUCUGCCAUGGCCGCUUCCCUGGCCUCGUUCCCUCACCUUUGUUUUGUUUGGGGUGUGUGUGUGGUUUGUAUGUGUGUGUGUGUGUGUGUGUGUAAAUACCUGUGGUCUUGCUUGUGUUUAGUUAGCAACUGUUCCUAUUUCCCAUUUUCUUGUUUACCAUCAUGCUCAGUGUUUUGUGGUUUUGACCUAGCUAACUAGUUCCUGGUUCCUGGUCACUCAAAGUGUGUUGCUUAUAAGUGCAGUCCUUGUUUACUCCCCUCCCACACCUCUAUGCCAGCUUUUUGAUGAGGAGGUGAACCCACACCUGCUUAAUUCAUUCCAGGUUCCCUUCACUUCCUAAAGAGCCGACUAUGCCACGGGGAGCUUUUAGCUGCACGAGCCUUACAGAGCACACUUGAAUAGCACCUGUCUUUCAAAACCUACUCCGUGGCUUUUAGGGGAACAAGCAAGAGAGGUUUCAGAUGGAGAGAGCUGUCAGGAACGGAAAUAAAGGAAACAUGACUGAUGUGGGAGCUCCUGUCUCCCCAGUUUAACAUGCCCUUCUAUUAAUUGGUCUGUUCUACUGUAGUUCAUAGGCGGUGGUUAAUAAAAGGCCCAGGAGAAUGUGGAGCUGGUUGGAUUAAAAAGGUGUGAGGAGAAUCUGGACUACAGCGUGAGAGCUGCAGAUUUGAGCAAAACCAACACUGAUUCAUUUUGCGAGCCCAUUUGUUGCUCUUUUAGAGUAGAUAAAAUAUAAAGCACCUUCAAAAUUUUGUUCGGAGAUUGAAUUUGGCUGCUGCUUAAGGCAGUGGGUUUUUUGUUUGUGAGGAAAUGUGUCUCUGUAAGUCACUAUUACUCAUCCCAUUUUGCGAUAUCAUUCAGCGUCAGGUAUAUAUGGCUCUUUUUUUAUCUUAUAGUUCCUUACGCUCCUGAUGCACACUGGGGCUGCAGUGUUGGUUGCUUAAGGAGUUAAGGAGUUAAUGCACCUAAGAUCACCUUGGUGACUGUUUUUUUUUUCCCCUUAUUUAUUUAUUUUUAAUUUUGUUUAUGAGAGAGGACAAGUGAAAAUGAUUGCUUUAAGCUGGUUUUGCUCUGCUCUGCAGCUGCCACUCUUAUUUGUUCAUAACCUCGUAAUUUAAUUGAUGUUAUAGUGUUGCUGCUGUUUGUGGAGAGAUGUUGCAUUGUUUCUGUGCUGUUUAUGACAAGGGUACCCCUCAUGGUGCCUAAUGAUGGUUGUAUGACUAAUAAUCAAUUGCAAAUAUGUUCAUCUUAAAGCUAUUUUUCAUGCGCAAUGAACGUUUUUUUUUGUUGUUUAAAUUAGGAUUUUUAAGAAAUCACACUAUAACACAAAGAUUGAUGUGGUGUGUUUAAACAGAAGCACGUCUUCAGCAUCACCAGGGGGUGCUGUAGUGCUAGGUUUUCCAUCAUCUUAGUUGUCUUGAAUGCCAUUCCUGUAAUAUUCACCAAAGCUGAGUACACACCACAUUGGUGCAUUAGCGAGAGUAUCACAUGCAUCACACGCCGCCGUCGUUUUUAGAGCUGAUGACAUCAGACUCAGUAAGGCCCUCUAGUGACCGGCCUCCGCUGUCUGACAAUUUCACUAAUGGCAUUGACUACUAGCAGAUCCUCACUCUCGCCAGCCCAAGGUUCAUUAGCCGAGCAGCCCGAGCCGAUAUUCAUUUCGCCUGUCGCUAUGCUGACACCUUUACAAUAACACCAGGCUCUCAAAUCCCCAGAGAGCUGAUCUUCUAGCACCUGACUGGAUGAAAUCCAGUAGAACAGUAAUGCACUGAGGUUAUAGCGAGGUAGGAACCCAUAGCAAUCAGGCUGUCGCUAUAGGCGAGAGAGGCUCUGAAAUGAGCAGCAGGUAAAAAUAUAAAUCCAGUAGUAAUUCACAUCAGGCCAUAUGCUUCCCAUGGUGCUGUAAGCAGAGUGCUGCUAGGCGUUCAGGGCACACUGCAUAGACUGGAGAUCUAAUCAGUGCUGGAUACUUUCAGACUAUGCGCUCAAAUUCGACCGUCUAACUCCUGCCCACGCUACACCUACUCGUGUCACCUACUGCACCGUUUCACAUCACCCACCUGUUUGCGCAUAUGCACUCUCAACCACUGAGUAUAUUUUUCCUACCUUCAAGCACUUUCAUUUACUGUAACCUUUCUCGAUAUCCCCUUUUUCUUUCUCUGUUUUACUGUUCUUUCUCUAUGUCUUGAUCUCUCUCGUCAACCCCCACCUCCCCAAACCUCAUCCCCAGUGGCGCAGUCCCUGGGGGGCAGAAGGGGUCUCUUGGUGGACGUGGGGGGGAUGGCGGGGGUCCCUCACGCAGUGACAGCGUGAAGAGCAUGAUGAUGGGAGCCAGUAAAGCCAGCAGGUGGCAGAUGGCGCAGGGCCGCACGCAGUCUGAGGAUCUGAAGAACGGCAAUUUCACAGACCCUGCCCUCUCAUCUCUGGAGCACAUCCCCGUGGCGGGGGCCACGCCCCGCCCCAGGACGCUGCUGAGGCAGCAAAGCCUCCAGCAGCCCCUCAUCCAACCUCCAGCCUCAGGCCUCGGUGCCCGUUCAGCCAUCUCACAGAGCUUGGGUCAGCUCCAUCCUCAACCUGGAGGAGGGGGUGGAGGGGCAGGGCCGGGUGGAGGGGGAGGAGCAACGUCUACGUCUCAGCGUGGAGGAACAGGGACUCGAGUUACUAGAGGCAGCACAGCAGGGGGCGGAGCUUCACGCUAUAGGUCAGGAGGCACAGGGAGCCGGGUCUUGAGGGGGAACCCAGGCAGCUGGGACUACAUGAUGAGCCAGAUCAAGAACCGUGGCCUGGAUGUCAAGUCUUUCCUGGAAGGGAAGAUGGUGGUUCUCUCUCUGGCAAUUGGAUUGGCUGAGCAGGAUGAUUUUGCCAAUCUACCUGACCUACAGGAGGUACCACCCAGUCAAGAAACACCUGCUGACAAGAGUAGGAAUAUGGGUAAUAAGCCAGCAAACAGUCCUAAGGGUCAGCCACCAGAUGCUGAUGGACACUCCUCCGUCUCUGACCUUGCUAACUCACUCACUGGAGACAUGGUGAUGUUGUCUCCUGGCUCGGAUGAGGAUCAUGAAGGUCCAAUCAGUGAGAAGCUGGGGAGGAUUCAGUUCAGUGUUGGCUACAGCUUCCAGGACUCCACUCUCACAGUCAAAAUACUAAAAGGUCAAGACCUGCCUGCUAAAGAUUUCUCUGGCACCUCUGACCCCUUUGUAAAAAUCUACCUUCUGCCUGACAAAAAGCACAAACUGGAGACCAAAGUUAAGAGGAAGAACCUCAAUCCUCACUGGAACGAGACUUUCCUGUUUGAAGGGUUCCCGUAUGAGAAGGUCCGAGAGCGCACGCUCUACCUGCAGGUGCUGGAUUAUGACCGCUUCAGCAGGAACGACCCUAUAGGAGAGGUGUCUAUUCCACUAAACAAGGUGGAGCUGGGCCAACACCAGACUUUCUGGAAGGACCUGAAACCUUGCAGUGACGGCAGUGGGAGUCGAGGAGAUCUGCUUGUGUCUCUGUGUUAUAAUCCUACCGCUAACACCAUCACUGUCAACAUUAUAAAAGCACGCAACCUUAAAGCCAUGGACAUUGGAGGCACAUCAGAUCCCUAUGUGAAGGUGUGGCUCAUGCACAAAGACAAGCGUGUGGAGAAGAAAAAGACAAUUACUAUUAAGCGCUGCUUGAAUCCCGUCUUUAAUGAAUCCUUCCCCUUUGACAUUCCUGCACACGUGCUCCGAGAAACCACCAUCAUUAUCACUGUCAUGGACAAGGACCGGCUGAGCCGUAAUGAUGUCAUUGGCAAGAUCUAUCUGUCAUGGAAGAGUGGUCCAGCAGAGGUGAAGCACUGGAAAGACAUGCUGAGCAGGCCGCGCACCAACGUGGCACAGUGGCACGCCCUCAAGGCCUGAUCACCCUCACCUGGUCCCACCCUGACCCCAUAACCUCUAACUUCUAACCUUUGACCCUUGAGUCCAUGCCCCAUCCUUAUGCACAAGACUGACUCGAUGCCUGGCUGCAAAACACGGGUACUUUUAGCCAUCCACUCUCAAACUAUUAGCCUCUGCUCUUGUGUGGCCUCUUGUCUUUUUCUCCUUUCCUUAACUUACUUUUUACUUUCUCCCUUUCUCCCUUAGUUUACUCACACGCUUCUUUUUUUUCCCUCUUUCUUGCAGCCCUAUUUGAACUCUGCUAUAAAUUUGGUAACAUGUUUUGUUAAGGUCUGCAUAUGAAGUGAUCAUAAUCGUUAAAUUAGCAAAGUAGCUCCCCUUUUGUGACUAUAAGCCAAUAUUAAUUCCUAAUGAGUUUCUAAUGAUGUACUUUAACAAAAAGAAGAAAAUUGAAUGAAGCCAUUUGAAAACUGCUAUAUGCAAACUUUAAUGUGAUGUGUUACCAGUAUUUCCUCUUGUACCUUUCAGUUCACUUUCAGUUCAUUUAUAGUAUAUUAAAUAGUAAUAUUAUAUUAACAAAUUUCCCUAGAGGUCAAUCACAUCUGUCCGCUCCCUGCUUCUCCUCGAUCACUCUCAUUUUCUAUUCUGUCCUCUCUAUCCUUUCCCUUCUCUCUCCUGUUCUUUGUGGGUCAGUCUUUACUCUCUCAUUAAAUCCAGGUGAGAGCCAUUGGAGACUCUUGGGAGCUCUUGGGAGCUCAUUUAUUAGCCAUCUUCAGGGGCGGACUGGCCAUCGGGUAGUUUGAGACUUUUCCCGGUGGGCCGCUCCAUUUUUCGCUGUGUGGGCCAGCCUUUUUUUUUUUUUCUCAGAAUGUCCACUAAGAUCAUCCACUACUUAAAGGGAAUGUUGGCUGGCAGAACACGACUAACUAGCAAAAUUAGUCCUGGUGUGAUGGUGCCAUAAUACUACAGUAAACAACCAAACUUAAUAUUAGCAACCCUUCACCUCCAUGAUUUCACUCUGUGGCACUUAUUUAGCAGAGAAACUGCUUACCAAUCAAUUAAGUCAAUGCUUUAUUAAAGAAAUGACAAUAUACAAAAAUCAACUGAGUAGAUUUGUUUCAGUAGGCGGUACUUAAAACAGGCAAAAGAUGAUGAAACUGUGCAGUAGUGUUGUGUUUUAGAAUGGUAUAGAAUAUACAUUUUUAGUAUACAUUUUCAUCCAGCACUUUGUUGUUUAUGGCUAUAUUUUUCGUACUUAUGUGGCAUUAUACAUUGGCUCUAUUGUAGCCUAGUCGAUGCACUUUCAGUAAUGUUAUUUUGGACAAUUGUCGGCACUUUAAAACAAAUUCCCUGCUGAUUUUUGUUCCCAGUCCGCCCCUGGCCAUCUUUUGUGCUUAUUCACUAUUACACACACACGAGGAAUUUCAUGCUUAUUGGAUCCACAAGGGGUGAAUGGCAGACUGUCAGAUAAACAUCAUAUCCAUUCUUUGUCAUUUUUUUUUAUCAACAUCUUCCUUCCUUUAUACAUGUCCUUUAUUUGCAUAUUCUGUUAGUUUUUCUCCCUCCAUUUUUCUUCUUCCUCCACCUUUCCUCCCUUCACUUGCCUUUCUAUCUGACUUUCUCUCUCUUUCUCUCUCUUUCUCCUGGGCUAUUUUUCUUUGAACUCUGUAUCACUGGAACAAUGGUAGUUAUUUUCCUCCUUUUCCUGGGACAUUUUGUCAUCUGUGCUGUAGGUGAUGUGUCGUAACUCCAGAUGAAACACUAUUAAUCUUAGUGAACUGAAGGGAAAACCACUAACUUUUGAGACUAAUUGUUCCAGGUCCUCUGCAACAUUUGUAAAAGAGAUAUACAGUAAAUCAGAGGGAAUGGAAAAAUAAGUACAAAAAAGAUAGUCAUCCUUGCCAUAAGAAUAGACAGUUGAUGAAUUGAAGCAAAAUGUUCUUCCAAACUUGCUGUGAGAAGUGAGAAGUGGGCUGUGCGCCCCGUCAGGGCAUCUGUACAGCAGUCUGCUCUGUUCUCGUGAUUUUCUUUCUUUUUUCUUUACUUGCUGAUGGGGUUAAGUCUCUGCAGGAAUCUUUAAGAUAAAGAGUUUGCCCUAAUACUGCCUUUACCCGACUGUGCGCGUGCGCGUGUGUGUGUGUGUGUGUGUGUGUGUGUGUGUGUGUGUAAAAUCAUUGAUGUGAAAAAGCAGCCAAUAUGCAAGGUUAUCCUCUUUUCUCUUUCUGUCUUUCUGUAUGCCUCUGAAAAUGACAUGGAGAUAGAGUUAACCUGCACUAUAUGGCAGUGUAAUAAUGAUGAUAAAUAUAAUAAUAAAUGUUUUAACAGUAAUAUUUUUUUGUAUUUUAAGGGGGAGGUAACUCAAGAUGGGUGUAGCAAUACAUGGAGGCUGGGCCAGACAGUACAGCACUGACAAAUGAGUGAUCAUUCUCUCUGUCUCUUUCUCCCUCUCUCACUCAUACACACUGUCUCUCUAAUCUGCUGUAAAACAGUUCUGAUUUCUAUCCAUUGAUCCAUCACUUACAUUAAGGCCUUCAAGACAUGGAUUUCACCUGUAGGUGCAUGUACUAUACGUGGUAAAGUCUUAAAUGUGUUACAUCUUAUUUACCUGUGAGAGUGUGUUAGUAAGCUCGAAAUAAUAAUUAGCCUUUUGACUCAUCACCUGAAGGCCUAAUCCAAACCUCACUAACUCAAAAACUUACAUAAUGUCUACUUGGACCUAAUGUGUUCUGUCAAUGGAAAGUUCAGGAAUUAAAAGCUCUGUAGCUCCAAUACAUAGCUAGGGUAUUAUUAUUAUUAUUAUUAUUAUUAUUAUUAUUAUUAUUGUUAUUAUUGUUAUUAUUAUUAUUAUUAUUAUUAUUAUUAUUAUUAUUGUACACAUUUGAAUAAUACUAAACCUAAUAGCUGAAUAGUUCAUAAUAGUUCAUUAUGUUCCUGUUUGAGAACCCUUGUUCUCUAGAGUAUGUAAUGGAUAUAAGAACUUUUCGCCUUAGAAAUUAAAGAUCAGAAGUAAUAUUCAUAUCUAAAGUCGGCUCUUUGUCACCAUUUAUGCCACCAGUGUUCUUGUGUAUAGAUAUUCACAAGACAUACUGUACAGUUCUCAGUAAUGAACUUGGCUUGUCUUUAUCAUAAGUUUGUUUGGUCAUGUGCCUGAGAUACUGAGAUACUUAUCUGUCAUGUUGGCUUCAGACAGUAAUAUCUCUGGAACAACAGAACAAAAAGCAGUUACUGACACCACUUCCAGCUUUUUCUAACAAACUGACAAUUUCAGUUGUAUGACUGAAAAGUUACUAAGAUUAUGGUUUUGGAUAGAGAUUAGUGAUUCGGUGAUAGGGGUUAGCGUUUGUACCUUGUCAUUCUUAAGAAUUUAAAUCAAUUCAUUGUCAUUUUAUUUAUAUAGCAUGUUUUACAUUGUCAGAAUAUAACAGUGAUAUUUGUCACAAAGCAGUUUUACGGAAAUCUGGAUGUAGAAUCAUUUCAUCCUCGCUGGGAUACAUGAUGGUGUGAGAAUAGUGUCAGGCCUAAAACUAAAAAUCAGACAUAGACACAGUAGUAAAAACAGCUAUGCUUCUCUAACAGGACAUUGUCUUAAUACCUAAUACUUAAUAAUGUUGUUAGAGACAUGCAGGUCUAAUCUGAUAAAACCAGUUGUAACUCAAUCUAUACUUAAUCGUUUAUUUUGUUACAUCCAUUAUAAAUUUCUGCAUAUUACAGGAAUACUAAUAUUCUGAUUGAGCAAAGCAGUGGGAUGUAGCUAAAUGUACAGACAUGACUAUUAAAAAAACAAUAUUUAUAAGCUGUUAGUAAUAUAUGAGUAAAGGUGAACACACAUAUUUGAAUUCACUUAUGAGUUAUCAGCUGAGAUAAAGUUGUAAAUAACAUAAAAUCACAGAUUAUGAACAAAUACAUAUACACAAAUCUCAUCUAUGUAUAAAGGCAACAUAAUAUUAGGACCUUGCCUAAAUGCCCGAUUCGUGUCUGUGCUUUAUCUGGAACUUUGAAGAAAAGAGUAGGCACAGUUACAGCUUGGGAUAGUGGAUCGACAGCACUGCCACAAAACCCAGCCUAAGGAAUGACAGAAAAAACAAAACAAUGGCAGUAGAGUGAAGGCUCUCAGUCUUUAUCCUCAGUCUUUAGAGCUAUUUUGACUAUUUUUACAGUCUUGUUGGAGGGUACUUAGUCAUAACAGAAGAGUCACCUUGGCCAAUUUUAAGCAUUGGCAGAAGAAAAAGCUAGACUUAAGAGCUCAGCAGACUGGAAUAGAUUGUUAAAUGAAAUCAACCCUGUUUCUACUCAAGGGAGCAUAAAAAAGACUGAAAGACUGAAGCUAGUAACUGUGCAAAAAUCAAUAGGAAUGAAGAGAUUCUUUUGACUGAGUUUGGAAUUGGGUAUAUAUUGCAAAUAUAGUAGUGAUGAAGUUAUAUCACACGCUGGCCUGGAAAAUAUUUAACUACUUAAUCUCCCAGGCCUCGUUGGUGGGUCUCACUAUAGUCGCUGAAUGAUUUAGUGUAGUUACUGAAUAAUGUGCCUUAAGAUCAUUGUAAGAUGACUGAACUGAAUAUUCAGUUAUUUUGAAAACUGGGACCACAAGAACUGAGAAGAACAAGAACUUUAGAACUAAGAUCUAGGAUCACAAUGCAUGUUUGUUAUGUCGCUUUAUAAUUAUUAUGCUGUGUUAUAUUUCGUGGUGCGUAUUGGGUUAUUUUCAAAAAGAUAAUCAAUUCAGUAGAUGUAUUUGUGUGUGUGUGUGUGUGUGUGUGUGUGUGUGGAUGGUUUUUAAGUGUAUGUGACUCUGGGUCCCUGUGGGGUUGUUGGGUAGUUAGGACAGCACUUGUGAGUUCAUGCUGCUUUCCGAUCAUUCACUGUUCUUGGGUAAGAAAGCUGAGCUCUAAUCAAUCCACCAUUACGCCCAUUCACACUUAAUGGAAAUCCAUAUCUAUGGAGCUCUUCUCGUUGAGUGCUUGCUUUUGUGGCUUAAUGUGGCCUCCACCCUUUGUUGCGUUGGUUCACGAACAAUUAGUGAAUGAAUAAAAGCUUCACUUCUUAUAAGCAUCAUUCCUUGUUCCACAUUAGCGAUAAUAAAAGCAUUGAAAAGCAAAGCUCUUUUUCUGUCUAGCGCAGAAUGCUUUAGAGAAGGGUUGCACCAGCUGCGUGUGUUCUGUAUUUCACAACACCUUAUAUCUUGUAUUGGUGUUUUCUCUUUGAUAUGCGGAGUGGUUGAAAUGAGUAAACCCUGCCCAGGUCUGCUUGUGUGUUUCUGUGUUCUAACUAAUUAAACACUGCCACUUAGUGUGUUCAUUAAACACUGCCUGUGCACCAAUAUGUGUGACCUCAUUAAAUACUGCCUGUAUUGAGAUGAUGUCUAUUCUAGAUCUUUACUAAGAAAUGAUACUGCCAAGCUUUCUGCAGAUGUCUGUACUAAAAAAAAAAAAAAAAAAUGCAGAGACUUGUAUAGUGUUCUUCGAGUUGUGUGUCUGCUGUGUGUGUGGGUGCUGUUUGAAUGGGACGGUUGUGACAGUGGGAGUCUAAAAGGUGUCACAGUGCUUUACACUCUCUCUGUGAGGCUUCUGGAUCAACGGUGGGGUGUCAAUCUGAGCUUAAUAUAGUACACACCCCCACAAACACCAUUAUCAUAUAUAUAUAUAUAUAUAUAUUUUUUUUUGUUGUU